Messenger RNA from Daldinia caldariorum, 930 nucleotides. RefSeq lists its product as uncharacterized. The transcript has 5 exons. Lineage: Eukaryota; Fungi; Ascomycota; Sordariomycetes; Xylariales; Hypoxylaceae. The record is from RefSeq and is a predicted model, not a curated record. The coding region runs from base 1 to 930 and encodes 309 amino acids. Gene Ontology annotation, biological process: protein lipidation; macroautophagy; protein modification by small protein conjugation. Gene Ontology annotation, molecular function: Atg12 transferase activity. Gene Ontology annotation, cellular component: intracellular anatomical structure.
AUGGACGCUUCUAAUUCCCAUCGCUCGAGCUACAAAGGUUACCCGUAUCUUACCAAAGGGGAGUUUGCCGAGGUAUGCCAUUAUCUGGAUCGAAGAUACCGCCGUGCUACAUUAGGUCCCUUGCGUAAAGACUGGCGUCUUCAUGUCCACACAGCAUUGGAAUUGGCAUUUGAGCCUGGCUCAGGGCGUACUACUUUCCUACAGAUUACACGACCUUUAGAGAACAGGACAGCAGCCGAGGACGAGCUGGCCGCCAAGAUGGGCGGUGUUUCCUUGGGCGAAGAACAAGAAAUGCAACUAGAUGCUGAUGAUAUGAUGAUUAAGAUGGAAGAAUUAGACAAGGAGGUUGUUCCUAAACGACCAUCUCGGCCACAUUUCCAAGCAGGCCACGUCAUUUAUGAGAUCCAUUAUCACCCGACAUAUCGAUCACCCUGUCUCUGGUUCAGUCUACAUGGCCUACCGGGCGAAGAGUCACCAGUUGAUAUCGAAUCUGUUUUCCGUUACUUAGUUCCUGAACAGCUCAGAGAUUCUCUCCGAUACGUCGGCCCCAUAGGUGCCAUCUCAAUCGAUCACCACCCUAUUACCGGACUUCCUUCGUUCUUCGUUCAUCCGUGUGCCAUCGGAGAGGCCAUGGCUGGGUUUGACUGCGCCAAGCAAGACUAUCUCAUGGUAUGGAUCGGCCUGGUCGGAGGGCACUUUGACACUAGCAGGUCUUCAUUCAUCAUCGCUAUCCUCCUCCAUUGCCACAUCUUCGUCGCUGUCUUCCUCCUCCUCUUCAUCGCGAGUUCGUUUUUGUCCGCGGGCAUCAAGACCGCCGGCAUCCGUCAUCGCAUGGUCGGAGCUCUGAGGAGGCUUCGCAGGAAGACCAAAGAUUUACAUACAAGUUCCAGUCCCAAGAGUUUGAAACCCUGUAAAGACCUUAGUGCUUGA